This is a messenger RNA of Paramecium pentaurelia, 1244 nucleotides long. NCBI's taxonomy places the organism in Eukaryota, Ciliophora, Oligohymenophorea, Peniculida, Parameciidae. The record is from the annotation of a GenBank genome assembly.
AUGAGAAACAAGAAAAAAGCAUUAACCAAGGAAGAAAUAUAAUUUUACACUUAAAGAAGAUUGUAAUAUACAUAAGAUUUUUUAAAAAUGUCUUAAUAAUUUGAUCCUAAAUUAAAAUAUUUAACAAGACUUCUGAUUGCAAGAAAAUAGAUGAUGAAUAGUAAAAAUAAUUAAGCAAUGCCAUAAAGUAGGAAAUGCAAUAAAGUAUUUGCUUCAAUGACUAAAUCUUCUGAAAUACAAAAGAAAAUAGAUUAAGGAAUGCUUACAGAAUCUUGUAAAUAUAGUUUAGAACCUAUGCCAAAAUGCAAGUAAAAAUAUGAAUAUAAUAUAGUUUUACUUAUUCUGAUAUAUGUUCAAGAAUUUAAACUUCAAUGGUACCUAUAGUUGAAAAGCUAGAUAAAAAUAUAUAAUAAAAGUUAGAUACUCAACAUCUUCAUUUAGAUUCAGAUAAUAAAAUUAAGAAAAAGUAACUGUUUAGAUAAGAUACAUUUAUUAAUGAAGAUCAAAGACCAGAAGAAUAUAUAGAUUCUAUGUAAAUAAAAAGUUAGAGAUUACACAAUAUAAUUGCAAGUAUUUCAAUAUUACAGAGAACUAAAGCAUAUUAAGAGUAUAAUUAAAGAAAAUCUUUGCAUCAUAGACCAAUUCAUUUAUAAAUAUGUUCAAAUGAUAUAUCUGAAUAAUUGUCUUUGGAAGAUGCUUAAGAUGCUUAAGAAGGUUCUUAUAGUAAUUAAGAUUAUGAAAGGAUGAUUAAAUUUGAGAGAAUGAAAUUGAAAGAAUAAUUGGAAUAAGAUAGAAUAAAAAGUUAGAGAUUAGAUUAGUAUGUGUAAACUUCACUUCAAAAAUUAGGAUUAUAGAAAAAGAUGUUUUCAAUGAAAGAAUUAUAAGAAUUUAUAAAAUAAUGUUAAACUUAAACUUCAAAUGUAGUAAAUGAAUAUAAAACUGAGAGAUAAGAAUUUAAAAAUAGAAAAUCAUAAUUUUUAAGUUCUUUAUUAUCUACUAAAAAUAAUACUUAUUCAAAUACUUAAUCAAGAUAUAAAAAUCUAUAUUAAGAUAGUAAAAAAUCUGAUGAAAAUAGAUUUUGUAAAACAGAAUAUAAUUCAAAUAAACAUUCAUUUUAAAAUAAUAAUAAAAGUGAUUUAAUGAGAUUAGGAUAAUUAUCAUUGUUUAAUAUGAAUAAAGUUAAAAAACGAUUUAACAAUUUACCUUAAAAAUUUAAAAAUGCUACAAAUCGUAAUUUAUAUUGA